AUGUCUCGUUCUUACAUUUGCGUAAAAGUGAUGUUCCGUCUCUAUGCUUGUGUAAAGGAAACUGUCAAUGGUUCAUCAUUGAAAAAGAUAUUCUCUCCUGCAUCUUUCUUUUCUAGAUCCUCUUCUCAAAGAAGUUUUCGCAAAACUUCAUCUUUUCAUAGAUCAUAUUCUGAUUCUAGAGGAUCUUUCAGGGAGGAUGUCGCUGGUUCAUCUUCCGCAAAAAGUUCUUCCAGAAAACCUCCUCCAGCUAAAGAAUAUUCUUCUACAAGUUCCUCUUCUGCAAAACCGGCUUCUACAAAACCUCCUUCCUCUGAAAAAUACUCCUCUUCGGGUUCAUCUUCUGGACCAUCUUAUUCCACCAAACCUCCUUCUGAAAAAUCUUCCUCCAAAAUUUCAAACUUUCGCAAUCCAUUUUUUGAACUAGCACCACAAGUAAAGACCGCAGCUAGCUAUAAAAGUAUACAACAUUUGGCUACAUUAAUCAUACAGCUAAACUCUGAGAUAAAAUCAGCCUCAUAUUUUAGAGGCAAUUUCAACCGAGAUUUGGUUGGACGUUGUCUGAGCUAUGCUCAUGGAUUACUUCGAAAAGACAGAGUACAUUACAUGGAUGCUGUUUGGCCUUUAGGAGUGCUACAUGGUUUAAAUGAUUAUGCAGCUGCGCAUGGACACGAUAUAGAAGAUGUCCUUGAUUAUCAAGUAUAUCUUUUCCUUUUUUUCACUACAGACUUGCAGGAAAACAUUAUGAAUGAGGUCAAGAAAUUCGCAUUAUCUCCAUCAAAAGAACGCAAGGAAACAGCAGAUCCAGGUGAUUUAAUUUCGCUGGGAAUAGCUGAUUAUACUUCUUUUUCUGAUGAUCACUUUGUAUGUCCUCUAGAGCUUGUGGAGAGAUGUGCACGAGCUCGGUUAUUCAGUCAUCAUCAUAUGCUAAAGCAAGAAGAACAUUCUAUACCCGAAUCGACCACGAUUGAAAAAAUCAUUGAAGAGUACCUAACUGGAAGUGUCUCGAAAGAAAAAACUCCAGCUAUGAUGAGUGAAUUAAUAAAACUUGUGGGAGACCAGGAGAUUACUAGUUGGGAGAAAUUCUUUGCUACAGAAGUUUGUGUUCAUCUGUCAACUCACAAUCCUGAAAUCCGAACCAAUCUAGAAAGAUUAAUCAUUCAAAACUCUGAGUUUCGAGUACAAUUUUAUAUGAUAUACGCUCAAAAAGAUAUUGAGGAUUAUUUCUCGCCGUGCGAUACGGCAGUAAGAGUUAGAGAUACGCUCUAUAAAUUCGGAGAUCCAAUUCAGGGACUCAGCAAGGGAGAUGUUCAAUCAGUCAUAAACGUCAUGAAAUCUAAGCGACAUGGAAUCAACGACCUAAUGAGAAUCCAUCGAAUUUUGAUGGCAAAGAGCUUCUUCAGUCCUAUAAUCUUGAGCGUCAUGUUCGAAGAGACUCAGACACACAAUGGAAUUCCACCUCAAGUUGCAGAGAUCUGGGAAAGGCUUUAUACUGGCAUCGAGACAAACGGUACCACACUUGCAGACUUUGAAUAUUAUUUACUCAGAGCUGGUCAUAUACCUGGUUUGGUGUCAGGUGGUCGACGAGUUUUGUUUGCACGUAAGAUGCUCGGUCGGCAAAAACAUCAAGCCACUCACCUCAGCACAAUCGCAAUUGGUCUAAUGAGCCUGCCAUGGAAAGUGAAUGAAAACACAUUGGGAAUGGCAAUGCAACUUCAGCGCGUGAUUGAUGAUUACUUCGAAAUGAGGCCAUAUGUAGAUGUGAUGUUGUUUGAAGCGUACAUUCAUUUGAUAUCCUAUCAUGAAGCAUGUGCGCAUAUCAUGUUGAUGAACUUGAACUUCAAGCCCGGCUUCCGUGAAAUAAUCAAAAGAUGUGCAGAACUGGUUUUGCAAAACACAAAAGGUGCAUCAGGAGUUGCACCGAUUGUUUUUUCCAAAUUUGCUCAAAAUGUUAAAAGUACCAUUGAGCACUUGGAAAAUGCAGAGAGGGAAAUUCAUCCAGACAGUCUAAGAGAGUGGGCUGUAUCUUUUCACAAAGCCAUAGCCCAUUGA
Molecule: messenger RNA, 2049 nt
Organism: Melampsora larici-populina 98AG31
Lineage: Eukaryota; Fungi; Basidiomycota; Pucciniomycetes; Pucciniales; Melampsoraceae
Exons: 7
Coding region: 1-2049 (682 amino acids)
Source: RefSeq, a predicted model, not a curated record